AUGCCAAAGAAGCACAACAUCGCAUACGUUAAACCUGACGAGCCCACUUUUUUGAGGAAACUAAAAGAGCAGAUCGGCUACAAAGAAGGGCCCACUGUUGACACCAAACGGGAGGAUUUAGGGCCUGUUGAGGACGAGGAUUUGAGGGACAGUGACGAGGAACAACCUCAAAUCGUGGUGCUGCGCCCCGGCGAUCUCACCGCCGACGAAGCCAAUCAGGAGAAGUUGAGGUUAGAGAAAGAGGAAGAGCAGAAACGGGCCGAUCUCACCGCCCCCGUAGUGUUCAAGAAGCCGACGAAAAAGUCGUCAGAAGGCCAAGAAUCCAGAUCGAAGCGUCCCUUGGAUAAAGCCGAGACCGAAGGAAAGACACAGAAGGCCAAGAAGCUAAGAAACAAAAGCCUGCUCUCCUUUGACGAAGAGGACAAUUCUGAAUAG
Dendroctonus ponderosae (mountain pine beetle) is the source of this 435-nucleotide messenger RNA. RefSeq lists its product as uncharacterized. The transcript has 3 exons. The coding region runs from base 1 to 435 and encodes 144 amino acids. The record is from RefSeq and is a predicted model, not a curated record. Lineage: Eukaryota; Metazoa; Arthropoda; Insecta; Coleoptera; Curculionidae.